UCUUAGUUACCACCCUGAGCCUUCCAGCUCGGCUGCCUCCUCGGCCUGAAGAUUCCCCGCCUCCUCCCGCCCCCUCCCCUUUUCCCAAAGAUCAGCGUUUUCUGGGAGAAACGCUCCGGAGUUGUUGAUGAAUGAGAAGAGGACUGGAAAGAUGGGUUGUUUUUUUUAAAGCCAUGAUGCAAUUUCUUUGGUAUUCACCGUUGCCCCAAAACUUGAAGCAAGCCUCGUAUCCAAGGGGCCAGGCAUGUUGCUCUGGGCUUUGUGCAAACAGGUGGAAUUGCGCUGUAUAGGAGAAAGCACCGCGGAUCUCCCUCUCACCCCAGGCUCGGGGCGCAGAAGAUGCAGAGAAGAUUCCACUCUCCCGGGAGCAGAUAGGGACCGUCGCGCCAGCCAAUCAGAGCGCGGCUCGGCGCGGGCGCUCCCGGCCGCCGGGGCCGCCGCGUCCUGCAGGCAAGCGAAGUUCCCGCAACUCGUCCGCCUCGAGGGUCCGCGUGUUUCUUGCGCCCGCGGCCCAGCGGAGGCCGGGGGAGCCGUCCAAACUUUAUUAAUCUCUCCUCCUUUCUUUCUCCCUCAGCCCAGUGCAUCUGAAAGCACUGGAAUCUGUGGAGCAGCGAGCCUGGCAAUUCCAAGAUACGCGAUGAUCUUCAAACAUUCCCGCGAGCCAGUCCUGAGGCUCUGGCUUUAGGGCCUAGUUUCCAUUUAUGCCGCGUUUUUGAGAGUCUAAUACUGUGUCUGGCACAUGGUAGGUGCUCAGUGAAUAGUCGUAGUAUGAAUGAAUGAAUGAAUGAAUGAAUGAAUGAAUGAAUAUAAGUUUAAUAGGGGAAACCCGGGCCUCCUAACAAAGGUAGGGACUGGGGGAUACCUAGGGGCUUCCCCAGGAGGAUUUCUUUUUUCAUCAUCCUACCCCUGGGAGAAAGGUCCAUGCAGGAUGGUCGCUUCCCCCUUGCUGAGAGUUUUGCCUUCAGCCUAUCUGGGCCGCUGGAAAAGAGGAGAAGAAUAAACAAGAGACAAGCAACUACUCCCCUACCGGCGUUCCAUCCUUGUCCUCACUGCCAAAUCCACUCCAAAGCCGAGGAUGGUGAGGCUGUGAAGUUGCAAAGAAACACAGAACCCACCCCCUUAAAGAAUUAGUAUAUAUUUAAAGUUUGCCUCUUUCAGGUUUCUCCCCUUGGCUCCUGCCCCUUUCCCCUCCCGGCUCCUUGUCCUUGACUGAACCUCAUGGGACAGAAAACCUCCUGUCCCCCGCGAGGCAAGGCGAGAACCCGCAGAGAUCUGGGAUGCCCUUUGGUUCCCUGCACUGCCCUGGAGGCGUCCAUAGAGGCCUUUGCCGCCAAGGACAGCAAUUGUUUUAUUUUCGAUGGUUGCUCGCCAGGCCUGCGGGUCGCGGGCCCACCCGCCGUCGAACUUUCUAGUCGUUAUCAGCGCUGCUCCUAACUUAAUAGAAUAAUGUAAAUUAUAGCCUGCCCAGCUGACACGUCCCUGCGAAUGCGCCGGGGCUGAGCUCUGGCCAGCCGCUCUCUCGACCUCCUGGACGGCCGGCGGGAAUGAAGCUCUGAAUUGUGACAAAAGUGGGGGGGGGCACCCCAAAUUCUCAAAGCAAUGUUCUUUUUUUUUCUUUUUUCUUAAGCAACUGAGCCUUACCAAGUGUCGGGGCCGCACGGAAGCCUUGCAUAUUUUAAAGUGUAACCUGAGCCUUCGCGGUUUCAGCUUCACCAUGCAAAUUCUUGAAAUUGAAAAAUCUGAAAAACUUCCAAAGAGUUCUAUCUGAAUAAAUCCAUUGGGAGUCGCUUUGAGGAAACAAAACGCACAGCGAUUUGGGGUGAGGGAUAUUUGUGGGGAGGCAGGACCUGCUGGAUUGGGUUUCCAGGGUCAAGGUGU
Molecule: messenger RNA, 1878 nt
Organism: Pongo pygmaeus (Bornean orangutan)
Lineage: Eukaryota; Metazoa; Chordata; Mammalia; Primates; Hominidae
Exons: 4
Coding region: 245-685 (146 amino acids)
Source: RefSeq, a predicted model, not a curated record